Setaria italica (foxtail millet) is the source of this 1263-nucleotide messenger RNA. RefSeq names its product aspartic proteinase nepenthesin-1-like. NCBI's taxonomy places the organism in Eukaryota, Viridiplantae, Streptophyta, Magnoliopsida, Poales, Poaceae. Gene Ontology annotation, biological process: proteolysis. Gene Ontology annotation, molecular function: aspartic-type endopeptidase activity. The record is from RefSeq and is a predicted model, not a curated record. Gene Ontology annotation, cellular component: extracellular region. The transcript has 2 exons. The coding region runs from base 1 to 1263 and encodes 420 amino acids.
AUGCCGAAGCUAGCCCUCCUGCUUGCGCUGCUUGCAGCGACGGCCAUCUCUUGCGGCCAUGCCGCGGCUUCGGCCGUCAGGAUGCAGCUCAUCCACACUGAUGCCGGCCGCGGCCUGACACCCCAUGAGCUGCUGCAGCGCAUGGCGCUGCGGAGCAGAGCCCGCGCCGCCCGAAUCCUCGCCGAAGCGGCCGGCGCCCAGGUGACCCCAGGGGAGAUCGCCGGCGCCGUCCCCGACACGGAGUACCUGGUGCACUUCUCCAUCGGCACGCCUCCGCAGCCCGUGCAGCUGACGCUCGACACGGGCAGCGACCUCACCUGGACGCAGUGCCGUCCGUGCCCGUCCUGCUUCGACCAGGCCCUGCCCUACUUCGACGCGUCCCUCUCCUCGACAUUCGCCGGCGUGCUCACCUGCAGCUCCUCGCCGUGUCAGGCCCUGCCGCUUACGUCGUGCGGCACCGAUAGCUCGUCAUCGGGCAACGAGACUUGCGGCUACGCCUACUCUUACGGCGACGGCUCGGUGACGGUCGGCCUCCUCGUCGUGGACACGUUCACAUUUGUCGCUGACGCCGCCGCCGCCCUGGCCUUCGGCUGCGGCCUCAACAACACCGGGACCGGCAUCGUCGUGGACAUGUUCAAGUCCAACGAGACCGGCAUCGCCGGCUUCGGCCGCGGCGCCCUCCCCGUCCUGCUCGGCCUGCCGGCGAACCUCUUCAGCAGCGACCCCGGCACCAUCCAGACCAUCACGCUCAUCCAGAACCCUGCCCGUCCAUCCUUCUACUACCUCCCGCUGCAGGGCAUCACCGUCGGGUCGACGAAUCUGCCGAUCCCGGAGUCCACGUUCGCGGUCACCGCGAACGGGACGGGCGGCACCAUCAUCGACUCCGGCACCGGCAUGACGUCGCUGCCCCACGACGUGUACGGGCUCGUGCUCGACGCGUUCGUCGGCCAGGCGAGCCUGCCCGUGCUCAACGCGACGUCGAUGUCGGUGUCGCAGCUCUGCUUCACGGUGCCGACGGCGGGCGCGAGGCCGGACGUGCCGAAGCUGGUGUUGGAGUUUGAGGGCGCGACGCUGGACCUGCCGCGGGAGAACUACAUGUUCGAGAUCGAGGCCGCGGGCGUCAGCGCCACCUGCCUUGCCGUUAACGAUGGGGGCGGUGCCAUGACCAUCAUAGGAAACUAUCAGCAGCAGAGCAUGCACGUCCUCCACGACCUGGCCAAUAACAAGCUAUCCUUCGUCCCUGCUCAGUGCGACCAGGUUUAA